Paecilomyces variotii is the source of this 414-nucleotide messenger RNA. RefSeq lists its product as hypothetical. The record is from RefSeq and is a predicted model, not a curated record. Bases 4 to 354 code for a protein of 116 amino acids. The transcript has a single exon. Lineage: Eukaryota; Fungi; Ascomycota; Eurotiomycetes; Eurotiales; Thermoascaceae.
CCUAUGAAUACUACCCUCCAGCGACAGGCCCGUUUUAUAUCACCGCCGCUGACGAUAACCGUCCUUCUGGUACUAGAUAGAGUAAUAUGCAUAUGCAUGUAUGUCUGUGCUGAACGGAGGACUUUACUCCGGGUUAAAGAUCGAGUAGGGAUCGCCGUACCCCGACUUUGCAAGGAUUUCACUGUCCUCCUCAGCGAGGGGAUGUUGGACUGGUUAUCCAAUCAGUCCGGUCAGUAUAGGAGCAUGUCUUUGUGCGGUUUUCCGGGGAGCGGCGAGCGCAGCGAUCAACAAUAUAAGAUAAAUUGUGAAUGGCCAGUUGGUGCGCGACUUGGCAUUUGCGGGUGGCCGGAGUAGCGUCCCCUCUUCCACAGGCCAAUCAGGGGUGUAAUUUAUUCGAUCGUCACAAGAUUACAG